Prunus mume (Japanese apricot) is the source of this 2357-nucleotide messenger RNA. RefSeq names its product Leucine-rich repeat protein kinase family protein. The record is from RefSeq and is a predicted model, not a curated record. Gene Ontology annotation, biological process: protein phosphorylation. Lineage: Eukaryota; Viridiplantae; Streptophyta; Magnoliopsida; Rosales; Rosaceae. Gene Ontology annotation, molecular function: protein kinase activity; protein binding; ATP binding.
CAUAUCUGACUGCUGCUGUUUUCUCUCUGCUUUAUUUUCCCCUUUCUUGGCCUCGUGAUACCUUUGUCUUUUACACCUUACAAAACCCUCUGCCUCUCCCUCUCUCUCCCUCUGCCUCUCUCUCUCUCUAUCUCUCACACGCACACACAAACACACACGGACACAGUAGCUAUCUAGUACUCUCUCUCUCUCUUUGAUGGGUUUUCGCCGGAAAACCAUUUAUUGUUUUGUCCAAAACCGCCAUAGCAAACCUCCAUUGAACCUCGCUCUGUCCAGGGCAUAAUCAGAACCAACAAUAAACACCAUUGUUGUUUUCUUCUUUUUUCCUUCAAGGUGUAGAAAAAUGGCAGUGACCAGUAGUGCUAGUGUGGGCUUUAGAUGUGUGGUUGGUUUUCUCGUUACGUUUUUGGUACUGAGUGGCGGGCGAGUCAACUCGGAGCCGACCCAGGACAAGCAAGCCCUCCUUGCGUUUCUCUCCAAGACCCCACACGAGAACCGCGUGCAAUGGAACUCGUCCGCUUCAGCCUGCACCUGGGUCGGGAUCACCUGUGACGACAAGCAGUCCUACGUCUCUGCUCUACGCCUUCCGGGAGUCGGCCUUGUGGGACCGGUUCCGCCCAACACACUCGGCCGGCUGAGUCAGCUCCGAGUUCUGAGUCUGCGCUCCAACCGCCUCUUCGGUCCAAUACCCUCUGAUUUCUCAAACUUAACUCUGCUCCGCAGCCUCUACCUCCAAGGCAAUCAGUUUUCCGGCGAGUUCCCUCCCGGGUUGACUCGGUUGGUCCGGUUAACCAGGCUCGAUCUCAGCUCUAACAAUUUCACCGGCCCAAUCCCAUUUACCGUCACCAACUUGACCCACUUGACCGGACUUUUCCUUGAAAACAACGGGUUCUCGGGUAGUCUGCCCAGCAUCUCAGCCGGUAAUCUGAGAAGCUUCAACGUCUCCAACAACAAACUCAACGGCUCAGUACCCGCGUCCCUAUCCAAGUUCCCAGACUCCGCAUUCACCGGAAACUUAAAUCUCUGCGGCAAGCCGCUUGCACCGUGCAACCCGUUUUUCCCAGCACCCGCUCCAUCACCCGAGACCCCGCCCGUAAUCCCAGCCCACAAGAAGUCCAAGAAGCUAUCCACCGCCGCCAUUGUUGCGAUCGCCGUGGGGUCCGCUCUGGCUUUGUUUCUGUUGCUCCUCGUUCUCCUGCUUUGCAUCCGGAAACGACGUCGUCAGCAGCAGGCCAAGCCCCCGAAGCCGCCGGUGGCGGCGCGGUCGGUGGCGGUGGCGGAGGCCGGAACGUCGUCGUCGAAGGAUGAUAUCACGGGUGGGUCCACGGAGGCGGAGAGGAACAAGCUAGUGUUCUUCGACGGUGGGGUCUACAGCUUUGACUUGGAGGACCUGUUGAGGGCGUCGGCGGAGGUUUUGGGGAAGGGAAGCGUGGGGACGUCGUACAAGGCGGUGCUGGAAGAAGGGACGACGGUGGUGGUGAAGAGGCUGAAGGACGUGGUGGUGACGAAGAGAGAGUUCGAGAUGCAAAUGGAGGUUCUGGGUAAGAUUAAGCACGAUAAUGUGGUGCCUCUGCGGGCGUUUUACUUCUCCAAGGACGAGAAAUUGCUCGUCUACGAUUACAUGGCCGCUGGUAGCUUGUCUGCUCUUCUUCACGGAAGCAGAGGCUCCGGGCGCACGCCGCUCGACUGGGACAACCGGAUGAAAAUCGCGCUAAGCGCUGCGAGAGGCAUAGCGCAUCUCCACGUGUCAGGAAAGGUGGUCCACGGCAACAUCAAAUCCUCCAACAUCCUUCUCCGACCCGAGCACGACGCUUCGGUUUCGGACUUCGGGCUCAACCCACUAUUCGGAACCUCCACCCCGCCCAAUCGGGUCGCGGGCUAUCGCGCGCCAGAGGUCGUUGAGACUCGCAAGGUCACUUUCAAAUCCGACGUGUACAGUUUUGGUGUGUUGCUGUUAGAGCUAUUAACGGGGAAAGCGCCCAAUCAAGCCUCGCUGGGCGAGGAGGGCAUCGACCUGCCCCGGUGGGUCCAGUCGGUUGUCCGGGAGGAGUGGACCGCUGAGGUGUUCGACGUGGAGCUCAUGAGGUACCACAACAUUGAGGAAGAGAUGGUUCAGCUUUUGCAGAUCGCAAUGGCUUGCGUGUCUACUGUGCCCGAUCAGAGACCCGCCAUGCAAGAGGUGGUCCGUAUGAUUGAGGAUAUGAACCGGGGCGAGACCGAUGAUGGCUUACGGCAGUCGUCCGAUGACCCUUCGAAAGAAUCGAGCGGUCAUACGCCUCCAGCAGAGUCCAGGACCCCACCCAGCGUGACACCCACACCUUAGAAAAUUGUCAAUCCCAAAAAGAAAACGAAAAUGU